CGUAGAUAUAGAAAACAGAAUAUAAAUGUAAAAAAAUGAGAAACCCUUCGUUUCCUUUUGUACUCAUCUUGUUCUAUUUUAAAGCUAACAUUUUUAUUACAGAGACGUAUAUCAUAUAUAUAGAUAGAUAACAAGAUCUAGAGUGAGAGAAAGGUGAGUAAGCAGAGAGCAAGAUCUGUGAUAGUCUCUGUAGAAGUUCAGAGAUAUAGAGAGAAUAAUGGAGAAAAGCUGUCACUCAUCAUCUACUUCUGGAGGAGAUUCUAUAACCAGUAGCAGCACUAAUAAUAAUAACAAUAAUAAUAGACAGAACCCAAGUGAUCAUUUUCUCAAACAUCUCAAUAAAAUCUCUCAUAAGAUAUCCAAACAGCCAAUCGUUAGAAAACCCCCUUCUCCUCCUCCUCUUGAUCAGCACAAUAACCACCAUCAAAAUCAAAAUCAAAAUCAAACUCAGAGUUUUCAAAAUCAAACUCAGAGUUUUCAAAAUCAAAAUCUUCAUCAACAACAACAGCAGCAAAGUCAAACCCAUAGUCAGAAUCAAGAACUACAGAACCAACAUAAUCAGCAGUUACAGCAACAACCACCUGUUUAUAAUAUAAACAAGAGUGAUUUUAGAGAUGUAGUACAGAAAUUAACAGGUUCACCAGCACAUCAUGAUAGAUUCUCAACACCACCACCAAUACAACCACCUAAACCACCAAGUUCUCGUCUUCAUCGUAUUCGUCCACCACCUUUACAACCACCUAGACCCACUUCUCCACUAAACAACCCCGCCGCUUUCAUACCUCAACCACAACCUCCUCUUCCGAAUACAAACCCUAACUUCAAUAACAACAACAACAGCAACAACCCAGGCAGUAGUAGCUUUGGAGGAAGACAAGUAACACCAUUAUCACCACUACCACCAUUUCCAUCUGUACAUGGUGCAGCAGAAUCACCAAUCUCUGCUUACAUGAGAUACCUUCAAAGUACAACACCAACCCUAGAUGCAGAAUCAAGAAAGUUUAUUGGGUUCUCUUCAGUUCCACCAAUACUUUCACCUAAAUGGAAUAAUCAACCAAACUCGUUUUUUCAACAGCAACAGCAGCAGUUUCUUCUUCCUUCGCCCAAUUCAAUGGCUAAUUCGCAGUUUCCGAUGCCUAAUUCGCCUUUGGGAUUCGGAUUGCUAUCUCCAAGUUUGCUUUUUUCGCCUACAAGUGGUCAAUUAGGGUUUCCUCAGUUCCCUCCUUCACCAAGGUUGCCAUUGCUGAGUCCAAGAUGGAGAGGUGUUUAAAACAUCAUGAUAAAUUUAUGUUUAAAAGGUGAUUAGGUUGGGGCGUCAAAUAUUCCAGAUUCCGAUCAGAAUCUUCGAAUGGAGAUACUAUUCAUGCUCAUUUGAACAAUUCUGGUAAUGGUCAUCGCUCUUAUUUUACCACUCCCUUCCUCUCUAUUGAUGCAUUUGAUGGAGAAAUCCCAACAUUGUCUGAACUAGCACGAAGGCAAGAGAUUUUGGCAAGAAACGUGAAUUGACAAAAGGGAGAAAUUGAUAAUUUGUUCAACUGCAUGGUGGAUUUGACGAGAAUUUAGGGAGCUUAAGUGGUGGAGCGUUCAUCUCCUGACACCACUGAUGCCCAUCCUCAAGCCAACAGUUUCACUACUUGUGAGAAACCGGUGGAUAAGGAAGUUACACAUCUAAUUGAAAAUUUAUGUGAACUCCUGCACUUCUCCAGAGAUCAGUGCACAAACACAUUUGUUGCACUCAACCAAAUACCAUAUGAUGUGCAAAUAAGUCCGUCGUAUCUAGCAAUUGAAGAAGUAUCCAUGGUGUCCGAACAUUCAAUAAUCAAUAUUACCUUAACUGAAGAAGACCGAAUGGCAAAAGAAGAACAUAAACGAGCCUUGUAUGUGACUGCUUUUAUUAAAGACUCCGAAUUCGAAAGAGUUAUCGUUGAUAAGCGCUUCUACCAAUCUUAUUUCUAUAAAGACUCUCAGAGCGGCCAAAGUCGCACAAAGCAAAAUCGUUCAUCAUCCCAUAUUGAUGACAGGGUUUGAAGGAAUCCAGAGCCAUACAUACGGGUAUGCCUAUGUGGAUCUGAAAGUGGGACCUAUUCAAUCAACAAUCAAAUUUCACGUGAUUGAGGAAGAGCCUGACUAUCAUAUGAUACUCAGACGGUCGUGGCUCCAUGAUAAGAAGGUUGUCCCUCGAUAUAUCAUCAAUGUAUGAAGGCUCUGUUCAACAACAAGAUCGUCCGCGUUGCAGCUUCAUCAUCUCCUUAUGCUCCAGUUUAUGAUGUCGAGUUCCUCGAACCUCAAAAAAGCAUCCCUGAACCUCCAAGCAAGAUCUACAACACUCCGCUCCUAAACUGGAAGUCCAUCAAGAAAGCUGUCGACAAACCAUCAUCUUCAAUGGAUAAUGUUAGAUCCUCCAAGUCACCUGACACACCGCUCAAGCAUCACCAUGAUCAAGUCUCAACUCACGAUCAUACUAAGAAGGGAUCUACUUUAUAACCUGCUACGAUGCGGAAGGAUCAUUCACCUACGAUACAGAUAUUAGCAAUUAACAGGGGAGGUCGAUGAAAAGUCUCCCCGUCCUGAAGAGUCAUGUCAGAGCGAACAAUCGACUGAUGAAGAAAUUCAAGAUGCUCCACGACAAUUGCAAGAUGACACUGAUUCCACUACUGAUGAUCUUGAAACAAUCAACAUCGAAACGGAGGAAGAUCCAAGACCAAUUUUUAUUAGUUCUACACUAUCACCAGAGGAAGAAACGGGAUUGAUAAGCCUGCUGAAGAAGUAUCAAGAUAUUUUUGCUUGGGCGUACGAGGAAAUGACCGGGUGUGGACGACAAAUUGGUCACGCAUCACUUGCACAUAAUUCCCGGCUCCAAACCUGUCAAACAACCGCCCAGGAAGUUCAGGCAUGAAGUCGAGGAACAAAUUAAAUUUGAAGUUCAGAAACUACUAGCAUCUGGAUUUAUCAAACCCAUUCAACACCCGACGUGGCUGGCGAACGUUGUCCCGGCCGGUCAAGAAGAAAAAUGGUCAAAUCCAAUUUGUGUAGAUUUCAGAAAUCUGAACAAAUGUUGCCUGAAGGAUGACUUUCCCUUACCCAACAUUAACAUGCUCGUAUAUGCAACCAGUGGUCAUGACAUGUUCUUAUUUAUGGAUGGAUACAUUGGCUACAACCAUAUCAAGAUGUAUGAGCACGAUGCUAGCAAAAGUGCGUUCCGAACACCACUGUGAUGCCUUUCGGAUUGAAGAAUGCAGGUGCUACCUAUUAACGAGCAAUGACUGCUAUCUCUCAUGACAUGAUGCAUAAACAAGUAGAGGACUAUGUCGACGAUGUGGUUGUCAAAUCAAAAACUCGAUCAUCCCACCUAGAUGUUUUGAGACAAGUCUUCG
Papaver somniferum (opium poppy) is the source of this 3374-nucleotide messenger RNA. RefSeq names its product VQ motif-containing protein 9-like. Lineage: Eukaryota; Viridiplantae; Streptophyta; Magnoliopsida; Ranunculales; Papaveraceae. Bases 218 to 1270 code for a protein of 350 amino acids. The record is from RefSeq and is a predicted model, not a curated record. The transcript has 2 exons.